Dipodomys spectabilis (banner-tailed kangaroo rat) is the source of this 1153-nucleotide messenger RNA. RefSeq names its product ATP23 metallopeptidase and ATP synthase assembly factor homolog (gene Atp23). The record is from RefSeq and is a predicted model, not a curated record. Gene Ontology annotation, biological process: mitochondrial protein processing; mitochondrial proton-transporting ATP synthase complex assembly. The transcript has 6 exons. NCBI's taxonomy places the organism in Eukaryota, Metazoa, Chordata, Mammalia, Rodentia, Heteromyidae. Gene Ontology annotation, cellular component: extrinsic component of mitochondrial inner membrane. Gene Ontology annotation, molecular function: metalloendopeptidase activity. The coding region runs from base 141 to 881 and encodes 246 amino acids.
GAGACCCCGCGGGCCCAACGCCCUCCGCCCAACCCCACGGCCGGUGCGCCCUGCAGAGGAAGGGCUGGACGGUGGGGUGGGCGGCGGGUCGGUUACCUCUUCCUGUCUCACCGCGGGCGGCGCGAGGUUUUUCGAGCUGUAUGGCGGGAGCUGGGGACGAGCGUGAGCCAGGCCCCGCGGCGGGGGAACCGCAGCAGCCGCCACCCGCCUCCUUCCAGGUCUUCCCCGAGCGGCCGGCGCAGGAGAAGCCCCAGCAAGGGCUCCUCUCCAGCUUCUUCACCCACAACCAGAAGUGCCAGCUCAUGCUCCUCAGGACGCUGCAGACAAAUCCAUAUGUCAAACUUCUACUUGAUGCUAUGAAGCAUUCAGGUUGUGCUGUUAACAGAGACAGGCACUUUUCUUGUGAAGAUUGUAGUGGAAAUGUCAGUGGAGGUUUUGAUGCUUCAACAUCUCAGAUUGUUCUGUGCCAGAAUAAUAUUGGUAAUCAGGACCAUAUGGACAGAGUGGUCACACACGAACUCAUUCAUGCAUUUGACCACUGUCGCGCUCAUGUGCACUGGUUCACCAAUGUCAGACAUUUGGCCUGCUCUGAGAUUCGAGCUGCUAACCUUAGUGGGGACUGUUCACUUGUAAAUGAAAUAUUCCGGCUCCAUUUUGGAUUAAAACGACACCACCAGACUUGUGUGCGAGACAGAGCCAUUCUUUCUAUCCUGGCUGUCAGGAAUAUCAGCAGAGAAAUAGCUGAGAAGGCUGUUGAUGAAGUCUUUGAGUCUUGUUUCAAUGACCACGAACCUUUUGGAAGGAUUCCACAUAGCAAGAUCUAUGCAAAAUACGCUCACAGAGACUUCCAGAAUCGUGAUCGGUAUUACUCAAAUAUAUGAAGGCAAGACGAUGUAUGUUUUAUAUGAAGGCAAGGACGAUGUAUGUUUUAGUGCUUUAGUGAUCAUGAAGAAAAGAUGACUGUUAAGGAAACAUAUAUAAAACGUAAACGAUCAACUGAGUCUAGAUAAAACAGGAUACUGCUUUUAAGAUACAAUCAGAGGACUUACCUGCCAAAAAAGAAACUGCUUUGAACUCCAAGUCACAGCUUAUAUCUUUGUAGCUAAUCAAUUGGUAAAUGAGACAAAUAAAUAAAUGAAAUUUUUGUAUUUUC